Molecule: messenger RNA, 2294 nt
Organism: Pecten maximus
Lineage: Eukaryota; Metazoa; Mollusca; Bivalvia; Pectinida; Pectinidae
Product: NXPE family member 1-like
Exons: 3
Coding region: 193-1608 (471 amino acids)
Source: RefSeq, a predicted model, not a curated record
ACUAACGUUCAUCUGCCAUUCAAACCCACGGAUUUGCAACGAUUUAUUUUCAACAAAAGAACCUAUCCUGUAGUGUUUCGUCACUUCACAAAUACAUCACUGGCCAUCCAAGAAUCGGAUUAUGCUACCUCCGUAUCAAAAACUGCUUUAUCAUCUUAUGAUUUCUACCUGUCUAUCAAAAACUUAAACCCUAUGGAUUUGAGACGCAUUGCAAGUAAUGAUUCUUCCGUUCAAACUCUGACUGUGAACAAGACAACGUAUUCACUGGGAGAGGAUAUAAAAGUAGAGAUUAUUCUUUAUGACGGAUAUGGGAAACAACUCACACGAGGGGGAGAUAUCCUCCGUAUUUGGCUAAAAAGUGAAAUCAAGGACGCUAGUGUAAAUGGCUAUGUUGUCGAUCACAAAAACGGAUCAUAUACAGGCCACGUGUUGGCUUUAUGGACAGGUAAAUGUAUCAUUAAAGUGUCUAUAGCAGCAACUAGAGAGCAUAUUGCCAUUGUUCUUAAUUACAUUGAAAACCAUGGAUUAAUGCAUGAUAUGGACGCCGGAUUUAAAAACGAUGAAACUGCAGAACAAACAGCAUGCAGUGUGAAACCAAACGUAUUUGGGUCAAAAGAUGUGUGUAAUUUUACAGAAGAAAACUACGGACUGCACUGGUUUUGUGCUAAACCCAAAAUUCGUACACUAAAUUGCAAGGACUGGAAGUUUACUAAAGGCCAUCGUACCGACCAUUUAAGUAAUUCUGAGAGAACUAUUGCCAGGGUCCACAAGCAUAUGAUGUUAAAGCAAAGCCCCGCCAUAACGGUAACCGGAGCGGAAGAUUUUGUUCCUUCUCGGGAUGUACCAUGUUACAAAAGACCUAACAUUGAGACAUGGAAUGAGGAAUCCCCUGUCGGAUUUUACUACAAUGGCAAAUGGCACCAGAGAGGGUGUAAAAACACGUUCACACCUUCCAAGAUUUCAUAUGAGAAGUGCUUACGUGAUCAAUAUCUCUUUCUAAUCGGUGAUUCAAAUAUCCGUUCCUGGUUUGAUCACAUACAGAAAAUGAUUAAUAUGGUGUUACCGGAAAAUAAAAAGGGACAAACAAAAACGCGAUGGUUCAGCUUAAGGAAGGCUGUACGUCAAGAUUUAAAUUUCACGAUGUUGUGGGCUGUUCAUGAGCUGCCUUUCUAUACAGGAGAAAAUUCACCAAGGGAAAUGAUUAAGUCUGUUGCUUGGUACAUAGAUCGGAUUCCUUACAAGAAAAAGGCUACCAUUGUUCUACAUAAUAUGAUGCAUUUCGCUAGAACUACGCCAUUUGAAUUUCGCGAACAUAUUCGAGACGCCAAAUUUGCGAUUGGUAGAUUGUUUAAGCGUAUGCCGGAAGCAAGAGUGUUUGUGAAAGGUCCACACUCUGCAACAUUUAUAAAUAUGCUAAAACCGCUGGAUUUUAUUAGAAGAAUGCAUGAACAAUUAUUCUAUGAAGAGUUCAUGGAGUUUCAUAACAAGAUUACUUAUUUGAACGAGUGGGAUUUGACGACAUGUAUCGAAAACGUCAACGUUCAUCCUGAUCCGUCAACCAUUGACGACAUGAUUCAUAAAUUUAUGUCUUAUUUGUGUGAAGCUUAGAGUUAUUCUUUAAACAUUUGGUUCUCGUCUGGUAAUCAAUUUCGUAUGUCGGUUUACAUUUUUCCCCUUUUCUUUUGAUACACAUGUACAUUAUGUGUUUGAUACACAGCUACAUUUUAUGUUUGAUAAACAGGAACAAUUUGUUUUUGAUACACAGGUAUAUUUUGUUUUUGAUGCUCAUGUAGUUUUCGAUGCAUCGGUACAUGUACAUUUUGUUUUUGAUGCACAGGUAAAUUUUGAUUUCGAUACACAGGUACAUUGUGUUCUCGAUACACAGGUACAUUGUGUUAUCGAUACACAGGUAUAUUGUUUUCGAUACACAGGUACCUUUUGGUUUUGAUACACAGGUACCUUUUGUGUUCGAUACACAGGUACAUUUUGUUCGAGUUUAUAUUCUAUUCACCAUUGUUAAUGCUCUGUGACUCAUCCUUUUAAAAACAUUUUCUUCGAGUUGGUUUAUGUUAAGAUUUUCGUAACACAACUAAUGAACACUUUUAGAUGAUUAGUGCAUAUGAGCAUUCAUAGGCGACCUAAAGGCUGGCCUAUCUGAUAUUUGGUUCUCGUCUGGUAAUCAAUUUCGUAUGUCGGUUUACAUUUUUUCCCUUUUCUUUUGAUACACAGGUACAUUUUGUGUUUGAUGCACAGCUACAUUUUAUGUUUGAUAAAAAGGAACAAUUUGUUUUUGA